GUAAUGGCGUGUAGGAGAGAGAAAGCUUAUUGCUAGGGGGGUAGUAAUGGCGUGUACUCACUCGAGUAGUCAUGUACAGCAGCUUCAGUUCAUCCAUUUCUACUACUACUCUUUCUCUCUCAUCUUUACUUGCAACUUCUGAUAGGCUGCUGCUGCCUGUGUUGUGUGUGUGAUCGAUCCCUGUGGCUUCUUUUGGCCACCACAGCCUUUUUGACGUUUCCCGGAGCACUUCUCUUUCUCUCUCUCUCAUUCUCUCUUUCUUCCUCGCGCUACAGACACUGCUCUUGCUGCUGCUGUUACUGCUUGCUUGCUUGCUUCCCUCCGCUUGCUCAGCUGGAAAAGAAAAUCUGAAUAUUCGCAAGAAACUGAUCUUGUUCAUUUUAGGCAUUCAUUCAUUCAUUCCUGCAGCUAGCCGUUUCGAUUCUGGGGCUAUAAAUCGGCGCCUUGCUGGGUUGCUCUUCCUACUCGUGCUUAGUUUCUUUUGCGCUGUGUUUUGCUAGCGUUGGUUGGGAAAUUUUUGUGAGGGUGAGCAUUCUUGACAGAUCACCCUGAACAAGCAGAAGAACAAGGGGGAGAAGUUCCUGCUUCUGUAGAGAUGGCUGACAUGAAGCAAGAGGAGAUCAGCCAUCCACCAAUGGAUCAGCUGCAGGGGCUGGAGUACUGCAUAGACUCCAACCCAUCCUGGGGGGAGGCAAUUGCCCUGGGGUUCCAGCAUUACAUCCUUUGCCUGGGGACGGCUGUGAUGAUCCCCACCUUACUGGUUCCACUCAUGGGUGGAAAUGCUCAUGACAAGGCAAAGGUGGUGCAAACCAUGCUGUUUGUGACUGGGAUAAACACAAUGCUCCAAACUUUGUUUGGAACUCGGCUUCCGACCAUCAUCGGAGGCUCGUAUGCGUUCGUGAUCCCGGUUAUAUCGAUAAUAAAAGACCCAUCACUGGCACAAAUAACUGAUGACCAUACUAGGUUUAUCAUGACUAUGAGAGCCAUACAGGGGGCUUUAAUAAUAUCCUCCUGCAUCCAAAUAAUUCUUGGCUACAGCCAGUUGUGGGGGAUAUGCUCCAGGUUCUUCAGUCCACUUGGGAUGGUUCCGGUGGUUGCGCUGGUGGGGCUUGGCCUUUUCGAGAGAGGAUUCCCAGUGAUUGGGAGGUGCGUGGAGAUUGGGCUUCCAAUGCUUGUCCUGUUUGUUGCUCUUUCCCAAUAUCUGAAGCAUGUACAAGUGCGCCAUUUUCCGAUAUUGGAGAGGUUCUCAGUGCUCAUUUCGAUCGCGCUUGUCUGGGUUUAUGCUCACAUCCUCACAGCAAGUGGGACAUACAAACAUACCUCUCUGCUCACCCAGAUAAACUGCCGAACAGACCGUGCCAAUCUCAUCACUUCUGCAGACUGGAUUGACAUCCCAUACCCACUGCAAUGGGGUCCGCCAACAUUCAGCGCAGAUCAUGCAUUUGGUAUGAUGGCUGCUGUUGUGGUGUCCUUGAUAGAGUCAGCUGGAGCAUUCAAGGCUGCUGCGCGGUUGGCGAGUGCAACACCCCCACCACCAUAUGUCCUCAGCAGAGGCAUUGGAUGGCAGGGAAUUGGGCUGCUGUUUGAUGGGCUAUUUGGUACUGGAACUGGCUCCACGGUCUCUGUAGAGAACAUUGGUCUUCUUGGAUCAACCAGGAUUGGCAGCAGAAGAGUGAUACAGAUCUCCGCUGGUUUCAUGAUCUUCUUCUCCAUUCUAGGGAGAUUUGGGGCUCUGUUUGCUUCGAUUCCAUUCACAAUGUUUGCCGCCAUAUACUGCGUCAUGUUUGGAUAUGUUGGUGCAGUGGGGCUCUCCUUCAUGCAGUUCACCAACAUGAACUCGAUGCGCAGCCUCUUCAUCAUCGGCGUCUCGCUGUUCCUCGGCAUUUCCAUCCCGGAGUACUUCUUCCGCUACACCAUGAGCGCUCUGCACGGCCCUGCACACACCAGGGCAGGAUGGUUCAAUGACUACAUCAACACCGUCUUCUCCUCGCCCCCGACCGUCGGUCUGAUCGUCGCGGUGAUCCUCGACAACACCCUGGAGGUGAGGGAUGCGGCGAGGGACCGGGGGAUGCCAUGGUGGGCGAGGUUCAGGACGUUCAGAGGCGACAGCCGGAAUGAGGAGUUCUACACCCUGCCCUUCAACCUCAACCGGUUCUUCCCUCCAUCUUAAAGACAAGCUCUUGGAGGCAAGGAGAGCUAAAGCAUUAGGAAUGGAAGCCGGCCAUUGAGUGAAUCUAACCAUCCCCACCAUGGUUGUAAUUGUGGUUGUGUUCUCCAUAGUGAAACUAAGAGUAGAGAGGUAGAUGUAGAAGAAGUAGAGCAAAAGAAAUGCUGGGAAUGGCUAGAAACUCCAGUCUUUACCAGCAAGAACAAAAAAAAGGAUGGAAAUUGGUUGGGUUUGAUGGAAUGCUUGCCUGGAUUCAUUGUACAUGCAUUUUGAGUUCAUGGUUAGUGAUGAGCAAUGAGAUUGA
Oryza sativa Japonica Group (Japanese rice) is the source of this 2471-nucleotide messenger RNA. RefSeq names its product nucleobase-ascorbate transporter 2. Gene Ontology annotation, molecular function: transmembrane transporter activity. The record is from RefSeq and is a predicted model, not a curated record. NCBI's taxonomy places the organism in Eukaryota, Viridiplantae, Streptophyta, Magnoliopsida, Poales, Poaceae. Gene Ontology annotation, cellular component: membrane. Gene Ontology annotation, biological process: transmembrane transport.